CGAAGGUGGCCCUGGGCGCAGAGUCGCCACUUCCCGGCCUCUCCUCGCCCCGCCCCGCCCCGCCCCGCGGGGACCCAGUCCUCCUCACCCCAUAGGCAGAGCGACCCUCCCGCCUCCUCGCCGUUUUCUUCUUCUUUAGCCCCCGCCUUUUCACUUUCAAAGUUUAUUCCGGGCCGGGACCUGCGGCGGAAGAGAGCCAUGACUGUCUACCUCGGGAUGCUGCGACUCGGGAGGCUGUAUAUCGCGAGCCUGGGGGCGCAGGGACCCCGGACGCUGUUCUCUCGGCCUUGGCAGAACUCGAAAUGGCACUGUGUCCGCCCUCUCAGUUCUGGAAGGGUGAAUCUCACCAACCCCUUGCCCAUCGGAGGCCUCAGUUACGUUCAGGGCCACACCAGUUCCCACCUUGUCAACUCAACUGUGGGUGAGUGCCUAGAUGCCACAGCACAGAGGUUCCCCGACAGAGAGGCCUUGGUAAUCCUCCAUGAAAACAUCAGGCUGAACUUUGCACAGCUCAAGGAGGAGGUGGACAAAGCUGCUUCUGGUCUCCUGAGCAUUGGUCUCCGCAGGGGUGAUCGGCUGGGCAUGUGGGGACCCAACUCUUAUGCAUGGGUGCUUAUUCAGUUGGCCACUGCCCAGGCAGGCAUCAUCCUGGUGUCUGUGAACCCAGCCUACCAGUCCACAGAACUGGAAUAUGUCCUUCGAAAGGUAGGCUGCAAAGCCAUUGUGUUCCCUAAGCAAUUCAAAACCCAGCAAUACUACGACAUCCUGAAACAUAUCUGUCCUGAGCUGGAAAAGGCCCAGCCAGGGGCCUUGAAGAGUAAGAGGCUACCAGAUCUGACCACAGUCAUCUCAGCGGAUGCCGCUUUGCCAGGGACCCUGCUUCUGGAUGACGUGGUGGCAGCCGGUAGCAAGGAGCAGAAUCUGGCCCAGCUGCGGUACCACCAGCAAUUCUUGUCCUGUUACGAUCCCAUCAACAUCCAGUUUACCUCGGGGACUACUGGCAGCCCCAAGGGGGCCACUCUUUCCCACCACAACAUUGUAAACAAUGCCAUCCUGAUUGGCCAGCGUCUGAAGAUGCCCACAAAGAAUGCAGAAGAGUUGCGGUUGGUGCUGCCCAGCCCCCUGUACCACUGCCUGGGCUCCGUGGGGGGCACAAUGGUGUCUAUAGUGCACGGUGUCACCCUCCUCCUGUCUUCUCCAAGCUUCAAUGGCAAGAAGGCGCUGGAAGCCAUCAGCCGAGAGAAAGGCACCCUCCUGUAUGGCACCCCCACGAUGUUUGUGGAUGUUCUGAAUCAGCCGGACUUCUCCAGUUACGACUUCUCAUCUCUGCGUGGAGGUGUGAUUGCUGGGUCCCCAGCACCCCCCGAGUUGAUCCGAGCCAUCAUCCGCAGGAUGAACAUGAAGGAGCUGGUGGUUGUUUAUGGAACCACGGAGAACAGUCCCGUGACCUUCAUGAACUACCCCGAGGACACCCUGGAGGAGAAGGCUGAGAGUGUGGGCCGAGUUAUGCCUCACACGGAGGCCCAGAUCGUGAACUUGGAGACAGGGGAGCUGAGCAAGCUGAACAUGCCGGGAGAGCUGUACAUACGAGGGUACUGCGUCAUGCAGGGUUACUGGGAUGAGCCUCAGAAGACCUUCGAAGCAAUUGGACAAGACAAGUGGUAUCGGACAGGAGACAUUGCCACGAUGGAUGAACAGGGCUUCUGCAAGAUCGUAGGCCGCUCUAAGGACAUGAUCAUCCGGGGUGGUGAGAACAUCUACCCUGCAGAGCUGGAGGACUUCUUCCACAAGCACCCCCAAGUGCAAGAAGUGCAGGUGGUGGGGGUGAAGGACGAUCGGAUGGGAGAGGAAAUCUGUGCUUGCAUCCGGCUGAAGAGUGGGGAGACCACCACAGAGGAGGAGAUCAAAGCUUUCUGCAAAGGAAAGAUCUCCCACUUUAAGAUUCCCCGAUACAUCGUGUUUGUGGAAAACUAUCCUCUCACCAUCUCAGGAAAGAUCCAGAAAUUCAGACUCCGAGAGCAGAUGGAGCAACGUCUAAAACUGUGACGCAAAGAAGGGUCCUCCCAGAGCCCCUCAGCCUUCCCACACAAUGGAGAACCCUACUGGCCCUUCUCGGCCAGCCCAGGCCCUCCUUAGCCUGCCCAGGCUUCUCUGUCCUCCCACACAAAGGAGGAUCCUCCCAGCCCUCUCGGGCUCUUCUGAGCCCUCCUCGUGUCCCUUGUCAUCUUUGUGACUUGGCAUAAAGAGUUUUCUG
Molecule: messenger RNA, 2254 nt
Organism: Chionomys nivalis (European snow vole)
Lineage: Eukaryota; Metazoa; Chordata; Mammalia; Rodentia; Cricetidae
Gene: Acsf2
Product: acyl-CoA synthetase family member 2
Exons: 16
Coding region: 199-2046 (615 amino acids)
Biological process (GO): fatty acid metabolic process
Molecular function (GO): medium-chain fatty acid-CoA ligase activity
Source: RefSeq, a predicted model, not a curated record